Messenger RNA from Megachile rotundata (alfalfa leafcutting bee), 2864 nucleotides. RefSeq lists its product as uncharacterized. The record is from RefSeq and is a predicted model, not a curated record. Lineage: Eukaryota; Metazoa; Arthropoda; Insecta; Hymenoptera; Megachilidae.
AUAUCGUUUAUUAAUAUUUUUAUUGUUUUUCGCACGGUACAAAACGAUCAGUCAUAUUUCUACUCAUCAAUGUACUAAUCAUAAUGGUUCCACAGCGAAGCGAAUGUUUUGUCGUUAGUAGCUCCUGAGCCACCGUAACGAGAGGAGAGGUUAGGUCUUUCUCUCUCCUAUCAUCAUUUUGUAUAAACUAUUGAAAAAGAACAAAAACGUUUCUCAUUUUUAAAUGUUCUAUUCUCUCUUCUCAAAGUGUUAAUUCCUCCGGAAAGUUAUCGAUCGUAUUUGAAAUAUAAAUUACACAUAAGUAUAUAAUCCUUGGAAAAAAGUCUUCUACAUUAUUACAUACGCUUUGACAUUUGAAGCAACGUACUGUGAGAAGAUGAAAUUUAAAUAAGAUGGAUCGUUGUUUAAAACUGUUGUGAUGAUUGAAAAUCAUGAGAUCAAAAGGUGAUAAUGAAUACACGCGGAAACCUUGAACGGCGAACGUGUAAUGCGAAACAAUAUGCAUGAUCUAAUAAGACGGAGCAAAGAGGUGACUACGCGAGAAAUGCAAUGAGAAAUCGAGUAGACGUCAACGGCGACACAAAUUUCAGGAUCUUCGCUUCGCCCUUUUUUUGUCAUGCAACAACUACAGUACAAUGAGAAACGGGACGAUUACAACGCGUGCUGAUGUUUACGCAGAAGAAAUUCCAUGCACAUCUGAUAGGAGCGGAUGCAAAAGCGGCAACGGAUCCCUUUAGAAGAAAUAAAAGUUUUAAAAAAUUUUGAAUAUAAUGCUGUCAGAAUUAAACGUGCAAGUGUUAUCAUGUCCAGCGAUUCACCUCCGCCGCUUCACACUUCUAUAUCUUUGGUAGACUACGACGUACCAGAUGAAGCACGUCCUGGUAAAAUCACACCGACCACACCUACUACUCCGGUGACGAAUGAACUAUUGAAUACCGACCCCGAUACCGAGAUGAUUGAGAAUGCAGUACCAAUCGCGCAGACGGUUUUGCCGGUCCCUCAGCCACAGCCGAAAAUCGAAAGGAAUGGAAUCGAUGCGGAGAAAAAGAAACCGGUCACUCAACCUGAAAACGACUCCUGUGUUGUAGAUUGUAUAUACUUCACACAACAAUGUUGUGAAUGUGUGAUACUUUAACGGUCAGAGCUCGUCACUCGUAGAGAAUAACCAUUUAAAUAGUUAUUUGUAUGAUUUCUUGACUGCGAUCGACGAUUUAAGUCUUGAAAUGCUGGACCUGAGUCAGUCCAUUGGCGUAAAGUAGAAGGGGACCAGCUUGGCCUUAAAUUAUAAACUGGUCUUCCACAUAAAAAUUCAGGGACAUGGAGAGUGUAGAAAAGUUAAAAAUUUCUACAUUUUAAAAUUCUUAAAUUGAGAUAUUUUAUUAUUUAAAUUUAUAACUUACAAAUGUCCACAUUCCCAAAUUUGUAUAUUUCUAAAUUUCGAAAUGCUAUGUAGUCAUUAAUGGUAUAGAGCCGUUGGCUAUGAUUAGUAAUAAAGAUAGAAGACCUAGCCCAGCACAGAAAAAUAUUCAUUGGUAUUUCGAUUGAUGUUAAAAAUAUUAGUCUUUAUUUGAAAGAGUUUCAAACACUAAACAGUACUAUUUGAAAUUACAUUUAAAUCGUCAUCUCAGGAUAUACUAAGUUAUAGUAUCUUUGAAUCUCAGUUAUUGAAAUUACUAAAAAGAUCGUGCUUUGGCUGUUAACUGAGCAAAAAAUUAAUAUGGCAUUCGUCCAUCGUAGUUUUUAUACUCUUCAAAAUCAGCGAGAUCUGAAAUGUAUACGAUAGAAUAUAUUUUGGUAAUUUAGCUUUCCGAGAUGUUUGAGAAAAUCAAUAUACUUUUUAUAGUAAGAGAUUUAUUUAUUAUAGAAAAUCUAAUACAGUGUAUGAAGUUAAGAAUCUCACUCAUUAUAAUAGCAGACAUUAAUGUCUUUGACUGUUAAACUUCAUUCCAAUGUUUCUAUUAUAUUUAUACAUAAAAAUCGUAUUUUUAUUUAAUUUUAGAUAAGCUAGAAUUAUAUUGCGGAAAGUAAAUUUAAAUUUUUGCAUGUUAACCUUCUCAUGCAUCUCUACUUUUAAAUAGCGGUAUCACGAUGUACGUGACAAAUAUUUGUACUGAGAGGUAUGUACUAAUAUACAUACAGUUUUCCAAGAGUAUAAGAAGCGGUAUUUUUGAAAAAAAUAUUAAAAAUUUUUUGUAACGUAAAUACAAUAAAUGCUUUAUUCGAAUAUCAUUUUUAAGUAUAUAAAUGAUACAAAAUUUGUAUUUAAAAUUAAUACAUAAUGAGCAAACUGUACAUAACAAUGAUAGUCUAGAUGAACAGGUUAAGAAAAUUUGAAGUUACAUAUACAUCAAUUACGAUUGUUACAUUUUAACAAUUGUAUAAAUGCAAAAGAAAAUAAUCGAAUUAUUUUGAGUAUACAACAUUAAAAGUGAUAUAUUGUAAAUAUUUUUCGAAGUAAUAUCUAAUUAAAGGCGCUGCCAUGACUUCUCGAAAUCCAUGUCAAUUAAUAAGUAAGAGGCUUAGUCACGCUUAUGCAAAGUUUAUUUUUAUAACUAGCUAACAAAACCAACAAAUAAAUCUUGAUAUUUCACAGAAGCUGAUGAUUAGAAUUCAUAAAAAUUGAUCUUCAAAUUAUUAAAGUGCAAUUUAAUAAUUUACUAAUAGUAUAUAAUCUAUUUAACUAUAUAGUUUAAUUGAAUGAGCUACUUGCACUAUUUAUACUUCUUCAAUAACCUAUGCUUAUAAUAUGAAACAAAAUUUGACGGUUAUUUUUUUUUACAUAGGACGACUAUUUCAACAAUUAUAUUCGCGUACUAAAAUCUACAUUACAAUAUUUAUUAUACACAAACAUCGUGUGAAUAUUU